Paramecium tetraurelia is the source of this 705-nucleotide messenger RNA. RefSeq lists its product as uncharacterized. The record is from RefSeq and is a predicted model, not a curated record. The transcript is spliced from 2 exons. Lineage: Eukaryota; Ciliophora; Oligohymenophorea; Peniculida; Parameciidae.
AUGGCUGAAGAAUAAAAUAAAACUCCUAGAGAUAUCAAAAUAGACGAUACCAGUUUUACUAACAGAAAAGAAACAAUAGCAGAUACCAGAUAUUCCUAAAAAAGUUUCAUUCAUCCAUAAUAAAUAUAUUAAGUCUAACAGUGUAAUCAUACUGUUUAACCUAUAUUCAUUUAAGUAAUUACACGUGAAGAAAUAGAAACUCCUUUCUUAAACGAAAUCGAAAUGUUAAAGAAUAAAAUUAGCAAAAUCCAAUAAGAAAAUGAUAAAUUAUACGAAAAAAUUCAUUAAUUAACUGAAUAAUUACAAGACAGAUAAAACUUUAUAGAUACUUAUAAAUAAAAAUUUAUUGAUCUCUAAAAUUCAAAAGAUAUAUUACUAUCAGAACUUGAAAAACUGAAUUCCUAAAAAUACCCAGUUAUAAAUUAUGCUACUCAACAAAAAUUUAUGUUUUAGUAAAAUUAGUCAAGCGAUAGGACUAAUAAUAAUUUAAAUUUAGAAAUUGAGAUUGAUAAGCUCAGAAUUGCCUUGAGUAAUAAAGAUGAAGAGAUUAGAAGGCUUUAAGAAAAAUAUUAAUAGUUAGAGAAUUAGGGAUUGGCUGUAUUGGAAGAAAAAAUAAAAACAUUAAUAAUUGAAAAAGAAUUUUGGAAAGCAAAAUUUGAAGAAACAUAAAAGGUUCGUUAAUACAGUAAUUUUAAAUUUGCUUGA